AGAGGAGGGGCGGACCCGCCCGCCCGCGCCGAGCCGAGUCGGGCGGCCCAGGCUGGGCGUGACCCCGCCGGCUUCAGCGCGGAGAGCGGGCGGAGGCGAGCAAGGGCUAUGCUGCGGCUGGCGCACGGCGGGGCUCGGGCCAUCGUGGACUUGUCGUACGCCCGCCACUUCCUGGACUUCCAGGGCUCCGCCAUCCCCCGAGCCAUGCAGAAGCUGGUGGUGACUCGGCUGAGCCCCAACUUCCGCGAGGCCGUCACCCUGCGCCGGGACUGCCCGGUGCCGCUCCCCGGGGACGGAGACCUCCUCGUCCGGAACCGAUUUGUUGGCAUUAAUGCAUCUGACAUCAACUAUUCUGCUGGCCGCUAUGACCCAUCGGUGAAGCCCCCCUUUGACAUAGGUUUCGAGGGCAUUGGUGAGGUGGUGGCCUUAGGCCUCUCUGCCAGUGCCACAUACUCAGUGGGCCAGGCCGUGGCUUACGUGACACCUGGUUCCUUUGCAGAGUACACAGUUGUGCCUGCCAGCAUUGCCACUCCAGUGCCCUCGGUGAAACCCGAGUACCUCACCCUGCUGGUAAGUGGCACCACUGCAUAUAUCAGCUUGAAUGAGCUGGGAGAACUGUCAGAAGGGAAGAAAGUUUUGGUGACAGCAGCAGCUGGGGGGACGGGCCAGUUUGCUGUGCAGCUUUCAAAGAAGGCAAAGUGCCAUGUAAUUGGAACGUGCUCUUCUGAUGAAAAGUCUGCUUUCCUGAAGUCUGUCGGGUGCGAUCGCCCUGUCAACUAUAAGACCGAGCCCCUCGGAACCGUCCUCAGGCAGGAGUACCCGGAUGGUGUGGAUGUGGUCUAUGAAUCUGUUGGGGGAGCCAUGUUUGACUUGGCCUUAGAUGCCUUGGCUACCAGAGGGCGCUUGAUAGUAAUUGGGUUUAUCUCUGGCUACCAAAGUCCUACUGGCCUCUCGCCUGUGAAAGCAGCAACACUGCCCGCCAAGCUGCUGAGGAAGUCUGCCAGCGUCCAGGGCUUCUUCCUGAACCAUUACCUCUCCAAGUACCCGGCGGCCAUGAAGCACUUGCUUAAGCUGCAUGCCAGUGGGGACCUGGUCUGUGAGGUGGACCUGGGAGACCUCUCUCCAGAGGGCAGGUUUACGGGUCUGGACUCUGUAUUCCGGGCUGUCGAUUAUAUGUACAUGGGAAAAAAUACUGGAAAAAUUGUAGUUGAAUUACCUCACUCUGUCAACAGUAAGCUGUAAAAAACUGAACAAUGACAUAAAUCAAAGGAAAAGAAAAUGAGCACUUUAUGCCCGAGAAUUACUCAAAUCCAUUUAUUUUUAGUUUGUGAUAGAUAUAAUAUUUUUUAAAACAAAAGUAAGGUGUUAAUGGAUCUCUCCAUUCCUCCCUCCCUCCCCUUCCCUCUCUCUCUCUCUCUCUCCCCCUCCUCCUCCCCCUCCUUCCUUGGGAAAAAAAGUGCCAAUAAAAGUUCCCUCCAUACUCAGAGGUAAAA
Marmota monax (woodchuck) is the source of this 1493-nucleotide messenger RNA. It is a transcript of the gene Ptgr3, whose product is annotated as prostaglandin reductase 3. Bases 109 to 1242 code for a protein of 377 amino acids. Lineage: Eukaryota; Metazoa; Chordata; Mammalia; Rodentia; Sciuridae. Gene Ontology annotation, molecular function: oxidoreductase activity; zinc ion binding. Gene Ontology annotation, cellular component: mitochondrion. The transcript is spliced from 2 exons. The record is from RefSeq and is a predicted model, not a curated record.